AUAUAUAUUAUGAUGAGCAUGAAAGAAAUGAUAUCUUACAAUAUCAAAAAGAAUUUUUAGAAAAAAUAUAUGAGCAUGAGGAGUACAUGUCAAAAUAUGAAGAUGAAUUUAUGAAUCAGAUAUGUCUCAGCUUAUCUGAAGGAGAGAAAGAGAGAGUCCUUGUAGUUCAUGAUGAAUAUAUUUUUUAUUUGAAUGAUGGCAAAUGCGGCAUUAAUCUCAGCGAUGUCAAGUCAGUUGGCAAGAGUAUCUCAGAAUUGCGUAUCAAUUAUAGUGAUAACUGGAAAAUAAAGGAUAUGAGGUGGGUUGGUCAAGGUGUGGAUAAUGAUGAGACUAUGGCAGGAUUAUUUUUAUCAAUUUAUGUAACUGCGAGGCAUAUGGGGUGGCCUGCUGAUAGGCCUGCUGCAAGGCUUAGGGCAUGUCCUGCUUUGGCUUGCCCAUCUGAUACUGGCGCAUCUAUUGAUCACAUUCAUCACAGUACUUGUGGCGGAAGCUGGAUUGAUCUGAUAUUAUUGGGCCAUACUCGGCUCUCAGUGCAGGAUGUCAAAUUUCUAGACCUGUGUCUCAGUUAG
Molecule: messenger RNA, 569 nt
Organism: Ambispora leptoticha
Lineage: Eukaryota; Fungi; Glomeromycota; Glomeromycetes; Archaeosporales; Ambisporaceae
Source: the annotation of a GenBank genome assembly